Entelurus aequoreus (snake pipefish) is the source of this 1398-nucleotide messenger RNA. It is a transcript of the gene amdhd1, whose product is annotated as amidohydrolase domain containing 1. The record is from RefSeq and is a predicted model, not a curated record. Lineage: Eukaryota; Metazoa; Chordata; Actinopteri; Syngnathiformes; Syngnathidae. The coding region runs from base 54 to 1352 and encodes 432 amino acids. Gene Ontology annotation, cellular component: cytoplasm. Gene Ontology annotation, molecular function: imidazolonepropionase activity. The transcript is spliced from 9 exons.
UUUGUGUUAAACGACCUCCAGGCUGCUGCAGGGACGAGUUAAAACAACACAACAUGUCAGCCAGCUACAGACUGUGGGUGAAGAACGCCAAGCAGGUGGUUGUAAUCUGCAACCAUGGAGAGAAAUACCUCACCUCGGACGGCUCGCUCAGUCUCUGCGUCAUCCAGGACGGCAGCCUGGUCAUCGGCAGUGACGGUCUGAUUGAAGCGGCGGGGCCUGCGGACGUGAUAGAAUCUCAGUAUUCGGCGGCGUCUUUUGAGCGUGUGAUCGACGCAACAGGAAUGUGCGUCCUGCCCGGCUUGGUGGACGCUCACACCCACCCGGUGUGGGCCGGCGACCGUGUGCACGAGUUUGCGAUGAAGCUGGCGGGCGCCACCUACAUGGACGUGCACCGGGCGGGCGGCGGCAUCCACUUCACGGUGGCGCACACCCGAGCGGCGGCGGCGUCCGACCUGCUGGCCUCGCUGAGCGGCAGGCUGGAGAGGAUGCAGCGGGCCGGCACCACCUUGGUGGAGGUGAAGAGCGGCUACGGCCUGGAGCUGCAGGCGGAGUUGAAGAUGCUGGAGGUGAUGGAGGAAGCCCGGCGGAAGGUGGCCAUCAACAUCUCCUCCACCUACUGCGGCGCUCACGCCGUGCCCAAAGGGAAGAGCGUUGAAGAAGCCACUGAGGACAUUUUGAAGGUUCAGCUCCCGGAGCUGAAAGCGCGAAUGUCAGCCGGUACUCUCCACGUGGACAACAUCGACGUCUUCUGCGAAAAAGGUGUGUUCGACCUGGGCGCCACUCGUGCCAUCCUGCAGGCGGGCAAGGACAUGGGCCUCAACAUCAACUUCCACGGGGACGAGCUCCAUCCCAUGGACGCUGCUCAGCUGGGGGCGGAGCUUGGCGCACUGGCCAUCAGCCACCUGGAGGAAGUCACGGAUGAGGGCAUCGCCGCCAUGGCCCAGGCUGAAACGGCCGCCGUCCUGCUGCCGACCACAGCUUACAUUCUACGGCUGCCACAGCCGCGAGCCCGCGCCAUGCUGGAGGCGGGCGUGGUGGUGGCCCUGGGCAGCGACUUCAACCCCAACGCCUACUGCUGCUCCAUGCCCAUCGUCAUGCACCUGGCCUGCGUCAACAUGAGGAUGUCCAUGUCUGAGGCCCUGGCGGCGGCAACCAUCAACGCCGCCUACGCCCUCGGCCGCUGGCGCACGCACGGCUCCCUGGAGGCGGGCAAACACGGCGACCUGCUGGUGCUCAACGCCCCUCGGUGGGAGCAUCUGGUCUACCAGCUGGGGGGACAUCAGGAGCUCAUCCGCUACGUGGUCGUCAAGGGCAACGUGGUCUACGACAACGACAAGACUCUGGACUUGUGAGCUUGACUUUGUACUGAGAGAAUAAAACAUUUCAUCUUUGGAAGGU